Messenger RNA from Monopterus albus (swamp eel), 3414 nucleotides. It is a transcript of the gene hs3st3b1b, whose product is annotated as heparan sulfate (glucosamine) 3-O-sulfotransferase 3B1b. Lineage: Eukaryota; Metazoa; Chordata; Actinopteri; Synbranchiformes; Synbranchidae. Bases 268 to 1467 code for a protein of 399 amino acids. The record is from RefSeq and is a predicted model, not a curated record. Gene Ontology annotation, molecular function: [heparan sulfate]-glucosamine 3-sulfotransferase activity. The transcript has 2 exons.
AGCGGUUCCUUGGCGCGUCGGCUGCAGGGUAACAAUUUUCCGUAUUCUGUCCAUAACGAUGAUUGAAUAUUACUCAAUGCCUCCCCAUUCCUGGAUAUAUCAUUUUCUUCGAUUAUAUUUAUAUUAAUUGUUUGUUUUUAUUUGUGUGUUUUAUUUAUUUUUAAUUUAGGUGAGCAUGUGCUUAAUUUUGCGGGGAUUGCCGAGGUGCCACGGGGAGUGAGUUAGGCAAUAUGCGCCGCUGGGAUAGGAUUUUUAACCGAAGGGCUUAUGGAAUAUAGCCUGGUUUGUUACAGCUUCUAUGCCUUCUGGUCCAGCCCCGUGAAGAAGAAGCUCAUACUACUCGGCAUCAUGUUUUUAAUCUGGGUAUACAUGCUGUACUCCUGCGUGGGCUACUGCUCCACCAUGCCAAGUUUGGUGGUGGACAGUUACCGGGGCAAGGAGACUGGCUCGGCUGUGGCCAAGAGGACAGACAGCAGCAGGAUGGACCUGGUGUCCAGACUGCUGGCCAAACCGCAGCCGUGGGAGGAUGUAGAGAGCGACUACGAGGAGUCGUCCAUCAGGACUGCUGCGUCCAGAGACCUGCUCAAUAACGAGCUGGAGACGGACCGAGCCGACGAGUGGGACGAGAUGCGGGGCGAGCAGCAGAGAGCCCUGGAGCCCAGCGCCAUGUCCAGCUUCUCCAACGGCUCCGGGAGCAAGAAGCUGCCACAGGCGAUCAUCAUCGGGGUGAAGAAAGGUGGGACCCGGGCUCUGCUGGAGUUUCUCCGGGUUCAUCCCGACAUCAGAGCCGUGGGAGCGGAGCCGCACUUCUUCGACCGCAACUAUGAGAACGGACUGGAGUGGUACAGGGAGCUGAUGCCCAAGACCCUGGAGGGCCAGAUCACCAUGGAGAAAACCCCCAGCUACUUUGUGACGAGAGAGGCUCCCGCCAGGAUCUCGGCCAUGUCCCGGGACACCAAGCUGAUCGUGGUAGUGAGGGACCCCGUCACCAGAGCUAUCUCAGACUACACACAGACACUGUCUAAGAAGCCUGACAUUCCCUCUUUCGAGAGCCUCACCUUCAAAAACAGGACUACGGGGCUCAUUGACACCUCAUGGAGCGCCAUCCAGAUUGGCAUCUACGCCAAGCACCUGGACAACUGGCUGCAGUACUUCCAGAUGGACCAGAUCCUGUUUGUGAGCGGUGAGCGUCUGAUCAGCGACCCGGCCGGAGAGCUGGGCCGUGUGCAGGACUUCCUGGGGCUCAAGAGGAUCAUCACAGACAAACACUUUUACUUCAACCAGACCAAGGGAUUCCCAUGCCUCAAGAAGGCAGAGGGCAGCAGCAAGCCCCACUGCCUGGGCAAAACCAAGGGGAGGACCCAUCCCAACAUUGACCCAGAGGUGGUACAGAGGCUACGAGAUUUCUACAGGCCCUUCAACAUGAAGUUCUACCAGAUGACAGGUCAUAAUUUUGGUUGGGAUUGAUGUGAAAAUCAUAAAAGACAAUUUUGUUAAUUUGUUGAGAAGUUUUUUUCCCUCUGUAAUUCAAAGGCAAGAUGUGGAGAUUUUGCUAUAUAUAUGUAAAAUGUACAGAAAUCUAUUUUAUAAUAAUUUAUUUUUUAUUUCUAAGCAAUUAAUUCACUAAGCUGCCUAACCAUAUUUGUAUAUAACAUCUAGCCCACAUGUCUUUAACAUUCCUUAUUUGAGUUUUGAAUUCUCCUGCUCCUCCCUCAUUGUCCCGUAAACUCUGUGGAUUUAUUGGUGUUUAAUAAUAAUAAUAAUAAUAAUAAUAAUAAUGUAGAUAAUCACAAAUGACUGAAGUAGAAACUGGGGUGGAAAAUGUAAUUGCGCCAUAUUACGGGUACAGAGAAGUGGAGAACACUGAACCUUGUGCAUCCUCAUUAUUGCAUGAUGCUUCACAACUUUACCUUCAUCUUUUUCGAACCCUGUCGAUCUGAGGUGUGAUCCUUUUAUAAGCUCUUUUACGGAACACACACAUCUUCCAUUAAAGUUUUUUACAAUCCAUUUUUUCCAUACUGAUAUUGAGCUAAGCUACAGAUCUUACAUCCCUUUCCAUUCAAUAACAGGCAGACCAAUAGGCCUAAUUGAUCCUCAUUGUGUCACUCAUGGUUAAAGCAUACAGCUGCCCUCUCAUUCUCAGUGCUCCUGCUGCCUGCUCUAAUAAAUGACCCAUCCAUCAAAUGUUAAAUCCCAUCUCAGUCCACAUAGUGGGGGCCUGUGGUAACAUUAUGCUAAUCGGGUAAAGGUAACUGGCAGAUCAAUCGAGCCGCUGCUCUUUAACUUCAUAUUAGAAGCUUCGUUGGCUCAGAGCCAGGCUAUCUAGUCAGUUCAAAGGUCACACAAAGUCUCAGUCAAAUUUCCUUAAGAGGCAUUUGAUUUGUUGAGGAGAGCAGAGCAGGAGUACAGUGGGUCAAUGUGAGCGAGCAUUUAGUUUUUACAGUAAGAUGGAAAAUCUUUGCGUGAGUUAGCAGAGACAUAGCUGUCAGAAAUUGAGCAUAAAGAUAGAAAAGAUGAACCACGACAUGGCUUCACCUCACUGAAAUAGCGCUUCUUCAAACAAAAGCCCAUCAGGUCCCAUCUUAGAUCCCAGACUAAAGAGAUCAAAGGAAGAGGAAAGGUUUUUGUGAAGCACUCUUAGCACACCAAAAACUGCCUCAGACAGGGUUUCAGUGUCUAACCACUUGAGUGUCAUCAGGAAACCUCAUGUGCCAUCGUCCAUGGCCUCUAUACUUUAUGCCUUAUUCACCCUUGUCAUUCUCACAUGUCUUAUCUCUCUUUACUUGCUGCCAAAAAACCUGUAAUAUCAUGUUUCAUACAGCUUGAGUCAGUAUCUCAGCCUUUUACCCUGCAUUGCUUCUUUGUUUUUGUCAUUCUACUUGAAUUCUUGAUAUGCAAGAGGGAGGAAAAUGUGUAGUUAUCAUUCGUUGAUGUGUUGCCCCAUCUCUUUGCAACGGGUGGCAUGCUGUUACUAUAUAUAUGUACACAGGGAGGUGGCCAUGCUAUGCUACUUUACACUGUGCUAUGCUAUGCUAUGCAUGCUCAAUGUGGUGGCCAUUAUGAAAACACAUCACAUCAUGGGAAAGGAUUAUUAGCAUCCAGAAGAGGACUUCAUGUGUUUAAGUAUGGUCCACACUGAAUGUACACAACCUAUCCUCACACAUCCCCCAAAGAAUUUUUAAAGGUAAGCUUGUCACCCAGUUUUAGUCAAAAGUUAAAUUCGAUUGUGAUUUUUUUCCUUUUAAAGUUAAGAAAAUGUUGGGCCUUUUUAGCUAGCUUGGGCUGUCAUUAAAGCUGAAUUCUGCAAUUUCUCUUAGUUUCCAGUUGAAACCAGAUCCCUAGUUUAGCCUCAAACCAGUGGCUGGUAGCAGGGGAGAUGGAGGGUUGUUUCACCGUAUUUUUUUUUUUUUUUUU